Messenger RNA from Exophiala mesophila, 2108 nucleotides. RefSeq lists its product as uncharacterized. Gene Ontology annotation, molecular function: pyridoxal phosphate binding; carboxy-lyase activity. NCBI's taxonomy places the organism in Eukaryota, Fungi, Ascomycota, Eurotiomycetes, Chaetothyriales, Herpotrichiellaceae. Bases 190 to 1890 code for a protein of 566 amino acids. Gene Ontology annotation, biological process: amino acid metabolic process. The record is from RefSeq and is a predicted model, not a curated record. The transcript has 2 exons.
AGUCUUCCAUGCAGUCAUUGUUGAGAUUUACAUCUCUCGUCUACCGCCCACCAUCCACCGUCCAGUCUACGGUCUCGGCUCUAACCGAAUCCGUGACUUCUGUAAGCCCAAAAGGCGUGGGUGAAGUCGUUUCCUAUCUUCUUUUUCACCUGGUCAUCUCAUUCUGAUUUCCCCAGCGAUCAGCUAUUAAUGCUGCUGACCCGCAAGGCAAAAGUAAGAUCCUUCAAAUCUUUUCAAUUGUUUCCUCAAAGAGUUCUGUCAAAAGCCUGGAGUUGUUCCCCUUUGGUCAAGAUGAAUGAAGACGAGUUUCGAAAGGCUGCUCAUGCGGCGAUCGAGGACAUCAUCCAAUACAACAAAAACAUCACAGACUUCCCAGUCCUACCCACCAUCAAGCCAGGUUAUCUAGCACCGCAGCUCCCCAAGUCUGCACCUGAACAUCCGCAGACAUGGUCAGAGAUUCAGCCCGACAUUGCCUCCAAGAUUGUUCCCGGCGUCACUCAUUGGCAGUCUCCCAACUUCAUGGCCUUCUUCCCCGCUAGUGUCACAUAUCCUUCCAUGCUGGGUGAACUCUAUUCAGCCGCUUUCACUGCUCCGGCCUUCAACUGGCUCUGCUCACCUGCCUGUACUGAGCUUGAGACCGUUGUGAUGGACUGGCUCGCACAGGCUUUUGCCCUUCCAAAGGAAUUCUAUUCCACCAGCCCAAAUGGUGGUGGUGGAACCAUCCAGGGCUCUGCUUCCGAGGCCAUUGUCACAUGCAUGGUUGCUGCUCGUGAGAGAUAUCUUCAUGCUAAGUGCGAUGAGGAGGGGUUUGCUCCCGAAAGCAAAGAGAGGGAGGACCGGAUAUCGUCUCUGCGUGCCAAACUUGUAGCCCUUGCAUCUGACCAGACUCAUUCAAGCACUCAAAAAGGCUCCAUGAUCGCCGGUACCCGUUUCCGCUCCAUCCCCACCAAAUUCUCCAACGAGCUUUCCCUCCAGCCAGAGGAGCUCGAAGCUGCGCUCGAGCAGGUCAAAGCUGAUGGCUUGGAACCAUACUACAUCACUCUCACCCUCGGGACCACCUCAACCUGUGCCGUCGAUGACUUGGAAGCCCUGGCGCCAGUCUUCAAAAAAUAUCCCAAUCUCUGGGUUCAUGUGGACGCCGCAUAUGCAGGCGCCUCCCUCGUCUGCCCCGAGUUUUCCGACAAGUAUUCGGCCUCGAUGAUCCACGUGGACAGCUUUGACAUGAAUAUGCACAAGUGGCUUUUGGUCAACUUUGACGCCAGCUGUCUGUUUGUCCAGAACCGAAACCAUUUGACUCGUGCACUGAGCAUUUCGGCCGCAUACUAUGUCAAUAAACACAGUGACAGUGGUCUCGUCACCGACUACCGCGACUGGCAGAUCCCCUUGGGCAGAAGAUUCCGCGCUUUGAAGAUCUGGUUCGUCCUGCGAAGCUUUGGCCUGGAGGGUCUUCGAAAGCAUAUCCGUAACAGUGUAGCCAUUGGUGAGGUCUUUGCAGAAUUGGUCCGGCAGAGAAGCGACCUAUUUGAGCUGGUCGUCACUCCUCGUUUCGCCUUGACAUGUUUCCGAGUCAAACCCGACAUUAUCUCUACGACGAGUACGAGUGAGACAGGACAAGACUUUGUGUCUUCGGCUGCAGCUCAGCAACAGAAAGACCAAGAGGCCAAUGCCGUCACCUUAAGAAUCGGUGAUCUAAUCAACGAGCGGGGACAGGUAUUCUUGACCUGCAGUUCCACCUCGGGCAAGAGCUUCAUCCGUGUGGUCAGUGGCAAUGCCAAAGCAGAGGAAAAGUACGUCAGGAGUGCUUUUGACAUCAUCGUCAAGACAACAGAAGAGGUCCUUGGUGAAAGACGCCUUGGUGGUAAGACGGUGGCGAAUGGACACGCCAAAUAGACGACAGGACGAGAUCUCCGAACCAGUAGCCGACAUAGCUUCCGAAAUGGAGAACUCUUAUGGGAAUCAUGAUGAUAGACUUGUACAGCUACAAAAAGAUGAACAUUGAGGCCGGACCUUGGUCUUAGGCAUGUAUGAUAGGAAUGACUUAGAAAAGAUGGUGAAUCAGCUAGAGUAUCGGUAUAUUCCGUAGUCGACCAGACCAAUAGUAAUCGAGG